AUGUCGAGAAGCUGCGGUAUUUUAAUACCACAAUCGAGAUGCUGCAGUAAUACAUCUGAUUCACAUCUAUUAUGUGACCCAUCAAAUAUUUCUGUAUUGCCAGUCAGUCAUUUGCCAUCGAAUCAUUUUUUCAAUCCGUGUACAACAGCAAGAAACGCAACCACUGAUUUGUUGGGUGUUCUCCAUGCUGCAUUUCUCAAAGAUAGUAUUAAUUACAAUAAACAACAGUUAUUGAACAGUAAGCGACAUUAUUGGUUCAUCCUACAAUUCAUUUUUGAUUCUUUUCUAGCUACUUGCUCAUCUGUUACAAAUAACAUAAAUUCAGUUGGUUCUCAAGGUGACAAUGGUGUUAUGUUGGCAACACAAAUACCGAUCAUGUCUUAUAAUACUAAUCUCGGUAAUGCAUUACCAAAUAAGAAAUUAGAUGGAAAUGCUGAUUGCGUUGGAAUAUUCCUAAAUAACGCAGGCAACGACCUUUCUACCUUUCCACAAACGGCACCUUUUUUGAACCAAUAUUCAAACACUUUGUCAGAAGUUGACGUAGCAGGUGAACUGAAUUCGCUUACUCAAGAUUUAGUCCAGUUAGCAUGUCAGUAUCCGUUACCCAAAGCAGCGAAGGAGUACAGUCGUGAUUCACACACAUAUCAUCAUUCAUUGAAACUGCGGUCAGUGCAUAGCCAUCCUGGCAGCAACAAUUGCUCAUUAACAAAAACAAAGUUUCUAAUUGAUUAUCCUGUUAGUCGCCCAAAAAUGCCUUUGGUAGCUCCUGUACGGUUGUCACCUCGUAAUGAACCACUGACACUAUUUUUCACCGACAAAUAUGUCUUCAGUAAUCAUUACAUAUGUGAGAAUUUGUGCAUUGAUGGGAUGAAAUUCAUAUGCACUGAACAGUACUAUAUGUAUUGGAAAGCUAAAUUGUUUGAUGACGAAGCAACUGCAAUGGCAAUAAUGGCAACUCGUGAUCCAAAACAAAUGAAAAUGCUGGGUGCUAAAGUCAGAAAUUUCAGUCAGCCUAUUUGGGAUCGAUUUUCAACAUUAGUUAUGGCAAUUGCUAAUCAGAGAAAGUACGAACAAAACAAAGACUUGCGGCAAGCAUUGUUUUCCACCAUGUACACAGUAUUGGUCGAAUGCAAUCCACGUGAUAAUCGGUGGGGUAUUGGGUUAGCAAUGAACGAACCGGAUGCUUGGGAUCCUCAAAGGUGGAGAGGACUGAAUUUGCUUGGAAGGCUUCUUACGCGAAUUCGUGACCGGAUGGCUGAGAAUAUUCAUUAUAGAAGCGAGUUCAGGUUCUUGAGGCGCAAUCAACCAUACGCUAUAAGCCCUUUGUGGCUAGAAUUUCAUAAAUUGGAGUGUUUCUACGAACGAUUUCGAAAUUGUAUUGGUAAAUGUACAGCAGAAAUAGUGAUGUUUUUUUUCCUCGUAACCGUUUCUCUUGCCGAUGUCUUUGGUGGAGAACAACACUUUUGA
This is a messenger RNA of Thelazia callipaeda (thelaziosis nematode), 1467 nucleotides long. Lineage: Eukaryota; Metazoa; Nematoda; Chromadorea; Rhabditida; Thelaziidae. The record is from the annotation of a GenBank genome assembly.